Messenger RNA from Naegleria lovaniensis, 3861 nucleotides. RefSeq lists its product as uncharacterized. Gene Ontology annotation, biological process: transcription by RNA polymerase II. Gene Ontology annotation, cellular component: nucleus. The transcript has a single exon. Lineage: Eukaryota; Heterolobosea; Eutetramitea; Acrasida; Naegleriidae. The coding region runs from base 1 to 3861 and encodes 1286 amino acids. The record is from RefSeq and is a predicted model, not a curated record.
AUGAAGCCUUCAUCAUUGUCCACCUCUCGCAACAAGAACGCUUUGAAAAGAGCCGGCAUGGUCGGUGUUUCAUUCGAACAAGAUGAUGAAGAGCAAGCAAUAUUAAAUCAACGGAAUGAGAGAUUGAGUCGGGAUCAAACGGAAGAUGAUGAUGAUUUAUUCCAAGCACAAGAACGAUUUUUUAAACAACAAUCCGAACCAGCUGCUAGCGUAACUAAAAAAUCAAAAUUUGCAUUGGAAAGAGAGAAAAAGAAGAAAGAGGAAGCAAACGCAGCAUCCAAUGCACCGAAAAGUGUGCUAAGCAUUUUCAAUAAUCUUAAUAUUGUCGAACGAGAUGUACAAACGAAAAGCGUGAUUCCUCCAUCACUUCCGACACAGCCACAAGCAUUUCCAACUCUAAAGCAGCCUACUCUAACAUUCUUAGGACGAAAAAGAGUACAACCAGAGAAACAAAGUGUGCAACAGUCACACAAAGAUGAAAUGAAUAUAUCGGAUGAGGAUACAGUUACUCAACAUGACGUAAAACCUACUGAGGGUCUAUCUGAAGCUGAUGCCAUUGAUCAAGAAAGUGACAGAAUGUUGUCAAAAAUGUCCAAACUUGAAAUUGAGGAAGCAAAAUCUCAAUUGAUGAAGCAAUUCGAUCCUUCUAUUAUCAAUAUGCUUAAAAAUAGAGGUGCAGAAAAGAAGUUGAAAAAACAACACUUGCCCAAACACUUUCCACCACAAUCUGAAGGUAAAACCUCUCAAACACGAAAUGAUACAAGUAUGUUAUCUGCCGAGGAAAGAAAAGAAAUAGCAGAGAAAGAUAUUAGCGAGAUUAUUGACAAAAUUAAAGAGAGUUUAAACCCAAAGGAGCUCAAAAACAUCAAAGAGGAAGAGGAAAAAUUAAAAUGGAUUGUUGGUGGAGAAGAAUUCCAAGAAAGUGAGGAGGAGAAGAACGAUAAAAGCAAAUUCAAGCCAUUACGUUUCGAUUUGGAAGGAAAUAUUGUUGAUCAGUCCAAAGAAUAUCCUUCUCAUUCUGGGCUUUUCCAUCACGGAAGAGAUCAAAAUAUGGCAGGUUACACUAUUCUAGAGAUAUUCCAGCUCAUUAGGAGCAGUGUAAUCACACAAAGAAUUAUCAACAUUAAGCUUCUUAACCAAAUCAUUCUCAAAUCUUCCAGCAGCGAAAAGAUUGAAUUACUUAUCUAUUUGGAAGAAAAAUAUGAGUUAUUCAAAACCAUUUUCUGGUUUGGCUAUGCAGACGCCCUUAAUGCAAGUGCAACAGUUUUGCACAAAAAUUUGAGUCUUAUUAGAGCAACAUCUGAGCUAUUUCGAACCAUCUUAUCUUGCUCCCUACAGAUGCAACAGGAUGAGUUUGAUAUUAUUGAACGAAACAGUUUCAAUUAUUUUUUAACUGAUGUAAACAACACUGUUUCAGAAAAGAUAGACUUUGUUCGAAAGUACGAGAAAGAUGUCACUCCAUGCCUGAUUUCCAACAUGGUCACAAUUUUAGAGUGUGAAGACGAUCCUGACUUGCGGUAUCAUGUCAUUGAGUCAUUAAUAAUUCUCUCAAGAUAUUCAUUAUCUAUUGCCACAAAAAUUUCAAAUGAAAUGACAAAAAAGAAGGCAUUUAAGCAACUCACAAGUUCAAACUUGUUUAUCAACACCACUGAAUUAACGCAGUUUGCUCUACUCAUUUCCAACUUGAGCAGGCAUGGAAAGAAUAUUUGUGAACGAUUGAUUAAGAACACAGACGUUAUAGAUAUUGCAAAGAAAAAUAUGAUCAUUUGCUCUUCACCAUCUAAAACGGUAGCAGACUCUCAACUGCUAUUAUGCACAGAGCUUCUCUCAAUAGUAACAUGCUGCACAAGCUACAAGAUGCUAGAUAUCAUGCAUUUGUUCUGUGAGGAGAUGUUUCCUAACUUGGUCGCUCUCAUUCAACUUCCUUUUGCAAAAUCAUUUCAAAAGUCCCAAUGUGCAACAGAAUUGUCUCAAACAUGCUUAAACUUGUUGCAAGUAUAUAUGACAUCAAAAUCGUCGCUUUCAUUUCCUUCUUUUGAAGAUAAGGACGAAGUGGAUGAAAAUUCAAUCGGUCAUUUAGAAAAUUUUGCAUUGUCAGAUUGUCCAUUAUUAGCCAUCAAAUCUCUAACUGUUGAGAAGGACUCUCUCUGUAUUAGGUUCUUGUAUUUCAUUUGUACCUUUUAUGACAAUUUUUACUGCAAUCCAAAUAGUGAUUUCCAUCGAUUUAUUGCCAAGGAAGAUAUAGACAAGACAUCUCAGCUAUUGAUGGUAAUGAAGCGAGUAGAAAAUAGAACGUGGUAUACCGAGCUCUACAACUGGGGGCAAAAAUCAAUCGAUCAACUUAAGGAUUUGAAUGUAUCGAAGGAGCACUUUGCAACAGUUUCUAAUUUAUUAUCUAAUAUUUCAUCGAUUGUAACACUGUGUUACUUUUGUGCCAAGUCUUUCAAACACAUGUUCACCAUUUUGUUUGACGAAUUACAUUUUGAACACCUGUUAUCUCGAUUAUAUGAUGAAGUUUUCCAAAAAUAUUUAUUUAACAAGGAUUUCUUUUCAUUUGCUGCAGAAUCACCAAAUCCGCUACGAACCAAGUUUUACAUUCUCAGAGAGAGAUUUUUCAACAUGACGUAUUAUUUGCUAAAGCUCUAUUCUUACGAGAAGACAAAACUAAGUUCCUUAUUCACUCAAGACCAAAUAUGCAACUUGGGCCUUUUUUCUGCUGCUCUAUUAGAUCCAUUUAAUAUCAGAGGAGAUAGAAGCAUUUUCUUCUUUAUUUUACAAACAUAUGUGCUUCAAUUCAAUCCAACAUUCUUGAAUUACUUGGAUAAGGACGCAUUUGACAUGUCUACAAUCAAAGAGAUUAAUGAUAUUGUUGAGAGUAACAACUUACAAGUUGGUGCUCCCUCAAUUCCAAAAGAACAUAUUUCAGUAACGCCUACAAACUGGAUGUAUAGCGCCAUUGAACAUUAUUACAUCAAUCGAUUAGACGAGACAAAAAAUAUUCCUUUAAUUAUGGACAAUCUCAAAUUUAUCACUAGCUUGAGCUAUGGUACAAAUUAUAGGAGUAUAUUGAACGAAUUGAAUCAGGGCGUUAACACAAGCUUCACGCGUUUCUCAAAUCAAGGAAAUUUUAUUAAUGUGUUCUUCCCAAAGGUUAUUCAAUUCGCGAACAUGAUGAAAGUAUUCCUUCUCGAUUCAAGCAUUUUCUUUGUUGAGAGCAUUCAAAAUGUGCUACAAACUUGGAUAGACAUUUAUUAUUAUGAACAGUACACAAUUCAAAUCAAUCAAUCACAAAAAGUAGCACAAACUCCAAAUAAUCCAUUUCAUGGAUUUGCAAAUAUGGCUUCAAUGGAAGACAUCUUUUGCCAAAUGUUCAAAGAUUUCGUUGAGCAUCAGGUAUCUGCCUCCUUCAACCAAUUAACAUUUUCACAAUUUGUAUUAAGCUUUUUUAUACAUACCAACAUUUGGAACUCCAAAUAUAGAAUGUACAUUGCCAAUGAAAUGAGUGCAAAACAAAUUAAUUUCCUUAGAGCAGAUGAAAGCUGGCUUGAGAAAUUGCAAGUGUUUCCAAGUGAAAGUGAUUUGGAUUUAAUUAUUUUGUAUUUGAAGAAGUUUAUUUCACCACUUACUUUGGAAGAAAUUAACUCAUCAUUUAUGUAUCGAUAUAUGAUACAUCACAUUGUGAAUUCUAUUCCUUCAUUGUCUGUAGAGUGGAAGAUUGAGAAUAGAGAAGUAUUGUCCUCGCUCAUGGAAGCAAUAUCGAACGAAAAGGUGAAAGAUUUCAUACUUUCCAAAAUCGCUCAACGAGAUGGUGUUGGUGUGCAAGGUUUGCUGAUGGCCUAUAAAACCAACAAGUACCUGUAA